AUGGUUCUUGUCUCCUUCGUGGCUGUUGCCUUCGUGGCUGCGUGGCUGUCCCUUCUCCUUCCUUCACCAGCCCAUACGAUCAGCGACAUCUUGGCACCAGCCAACGCAAUUUGUGUUCCCUUGGUUGUUCUUGUCAAUGGCUUCAAUGUAAUCUGCCCUGCACAAAAUAUUUGCAAAGAACUUGAUGACUCUUCUCGCCAUUUCAAUUCCACCGCUGAGCCUAAUCGCAGAACGGACCUCUUACUUACUCCAUAUCUUCUCGCGAGCGGAGUGACUUGCAAAUUCGAAAAACCAUACUUCCUUUGA
Molecule: messenger RNA, 306 nt
Organism: Macroventuria anomochaeta
Lineage: Eukaryota; Fungi; Ascomycota; Dothideomycetes; Pleosporales; Didymellaceae
Exons: 3
Coding region: 1-306 (101 amino acids)
Source: RefSeq, a predicted model, not a curated record